Molecule: messenger RNA, 345 nt
Organism: Thecamonas trahens ATCC 50062
Lineage: Eukaryota; Apusomonadida; Apusomonadidae
Exons: 2
Coding region: 1-345 (114 amino acids)
Source: RefSeq, a predicted model, not a curated record
AUGUCGUCCACUAGCGCCAGCCACCGGUGCAUGGCAUGCGGGGUGGAUCUGGAGCGUGGGGCGUAUUCGAAGCGCCAGUGGAGCAAGGGAAGCGGCUUUGGGCGGUGCACCGGGUGCGUGGCGGCCGGGCUGGCAUCCCCCACCGCCGUGCUCGACCACAUGGCACAGCGGGCGACACUCAAGGCCGCCGAGGCCGAGGCAGCCGCGCUCCGGACGGCUGGCUCGUCAGGCGUGGCGACCGAAAACCGCUCUGCAGACGAGGCCCAGGAGGCCGCCGACGUCCGCGCUGCUGUGGCAACCGCUCGCGCUGAGCAGCGUGCUGGCGGUGGCCACGUCGGCGCAUGA